Messenger RNA from Trypanosoma cruzi, 1419 nucleotides. Its product is annotated as transporter, putative. The record is from RefSeq and is a predicted model, not a curated record. Lineage: Eukaryota; Euglenozoa; Kinetoplastea; Trypanosomatida; Trypanosomatidae. Gene Ontology annotation, biological process: transmembrane transport. The transcript has a single exon. Gene Ontology annotation, molecular function: transmembrane transporter activity. The coding region runs from base 1 to 1419 and encodes 472 amino acids.
AUGUUGCCAUGUUUCACACGGAAGCCGGUGGAUCAUCCACUUGGGUUUCUCGUGGCGUUGUCAGGUCUGCUCAUGCAGCUGAUGUCGUACGGCAUCGACAACAGUUACUCCAUCUUCUCUGACGACAUGCAUAAAGACCCCUCGCUUGGCUACCCGUCUGUCACGACCAUCAGCCUCGGCAACUCCGUCUCAUUGGGCCUCUCGCCGGCAUUCGGUGUGCUGUGCGGGUUUCUCGUUGACCGGGUACCGCCGCGCCUUAUGAUGGCUGUCUCCACGUUGAUGCUCUUUGCUGGCCUCUGGCUUAGCUCCACCUUCGCCCAUAACGUCACCGCCGUGACAUUCUCGUACUGCCUGUUGGCAUCCAUCUCGUCCGCAUGUAUGUUGUCGCCGGGUGCCGCCGCCACGAGCUCGUGGUUCAACCGCUACCAGGGACUUGCCAUGGGCAUCAACUUCUCCGGCGGUGGUGUCGGAAGUGCAAUCAUCCCUUCUUUGGCUGGUAAGUGGGUUGUGGCGUACGGCUGGCGCAAAACCUUCCGACUCAUGUCUGCCUUUUGCGCCAUUGGUGUUGUGGCAACGUUGCUUUCAGCGAGGCGAGCCCCGCCCAAGAAGGAGGAAGCAGGGCCCAGUGAAUACGACGAGGGACAAGAACGGCAGGAGCAGGGCGAGGAGGAGCAAGCCCACACAGACGAGGAAAACAGAAACAACAACAACAGCAACGGUGAGACGACACCCGCGCGACGCGGCCUGCACACACACAAGUUAAAUCCAUGGGAGCUCUUUUUAACUAUGUUCUCGCGGGCCUUUUUGGGAAACUUUUUCUGCUGGUUAAUCUUCAGCUGGGCCUUCUACUCAUUGAUUUAUGUGGCUGUGCCCUAUGUGUCGUCUAUGGGAAAGGCCGGUACCGUGUACGCAGACAUAUCGCCAAUCCCAACGGACAUUGCAUCCACUCUUUUUACGUUUUACGGCGUGUUUCAAAUCGUUGGCUCUAUUCUCGUUGGUUGGCUUGCGACAGGUACCACGAAUGAGUUUGCGUACGUCUUAUGCGCCACAAUUGGGGGUAUUUUUUGUGCCUUUUUGGGUUUUUGCCGCAGUUACGUUGCCUUUGCCCUCCUUCUUUGCGUGAUUGGUUUCUGCAUGGCAGGGAUGUUUGCCGUCAUGCCAGCGCUUAUUGCGGAGCGGUUGUAUGGACCAAAUCUCGGUUUUUACAUGGGCGCCGUCUUUCUCGCCGGCGUCGUCGGAGGCUUUUCCGCACCGCCUAUUCAGGCCGAACUACAACAGCGUCACUACGGCAAUUACACCUACGUUUGUGUUUUCAUGAGCGCCUGCAUGACACUGGCGGCCGCCGUCUGCUACAUCACAAUGUGGAGGGACAAGAGAGUUCGCAUCGUGAGCGCCGCAGCAGAAGCAAAACUUGCGUAA